UCAAGUUUUCUCAAGUUUUCUCGUAAAUACACACACUUCACUCGUUCCCGUGAAUCUUCUCACCAGAGGUGGCCGAACGUGAGAGGAUACGACAAUCUACAUUCCUUGAUCCAGAACUUAGCUCCGUUCACCGAUUUGAUCACGAGGAUCUACCACCAGAUCUGGUUCAGGAAGCGAACGGCCAAUUCGCCAACAGUUCAAAUUUGGAAACUGACGGAGUCUGCAUUUGGUAUUUGAAUGGUUACUCGAAAUGAGGGGAGUAUGAGGAAGAAGAGUGUGAACGGAGGAGGAGACGCACCGGCGCAAACAAAUCCGGAUGAUCGGAGAUCUACUCUUCCGGAAGCUGAAGCGGCAGGGAAGAGAGCUGUAAUCAAGAGUGCUGAUAUGAAAGAGGACAUGCAGAAGGAAGCGUGCGCGCUACAUUCUUCUCCAUUGGUGUGGCCACUGCAAAGUGGACCUGCUUCAGCUGAGAUUAAGUCAGCUGAUGUUGCUGGUGAGGUUAUUGGGGAGAAGAACGUUGUUGCUGUUGGUGUGUUCCCUAAGUUAUCCGGCGAGGAGUUUGAUUCUUUCAUUUCGCACAAGAUUCAUGGUCCUACUUGGCACUGCAUCCUUGGCCUCAACUUUGGUUAGUCUUUUUUAAUCUUCUUCGCCAAGGCUUGGGAAUUUAUGCCAAGGUCCCUGCGACAACAUAACUAGUCCCCAAACCAACUUUUUACAUUCAAAUAAUAAACAAUUAAGAUAUUACACUUUCAAAUCAGUUAUGAAAAAGAUUAAAUUAAUCGUAGAUGUAAGACUGCAUUUUUUUCAAAUUAGUCUCGAUUCUAAUGCAAGUUUCUUUUUUUAAUAAAAAAAUCUAAUGCAAGUUUUUCUGAUAUUGUAGUAUCUUAGAUCACAGUACAUGUGGUUAGCAAUUUUGUUUUGUUUAUACUGCAUUUAAAAUUUGAAAAUAUAAUCGUGAACUCACUGAUAUGCCACAACUUAAUAUCUAUGUGUAUACUUGUAAAAGUUAGGAAAACAAUAUCCAAUUAUUAAAAAUCUGUCAAAAAUAACGAAGAUUAAAAAAGGUCACAAAUCCUAUUUUAGAUAAAAACUAAAAUAUGUUUAUACAUAUAUUUAAAUUUUAAUUAUUUUAAAAUAAUUUCAAAACCAAUAAUGCAGAAACUGAAACACGGUAAAAAAUCUUCAUAUGUAUGCUAAAUAUUUUCUUUACAAAAAUACUAAAAUUGUUUAAAAUUAUAAAAUAUUUUAUUUGUAAAAAAUUCUGGCACGUAGCGUCGGCACACCCCUAGUAAUGAAAUAUGUGUAGUAGAAAAAAAUCAAAACUUUAUGAUGAGAUUCACCCAUCAUUCAUCGGGCUAGGUUGCGUUUGAGUCUCAUCAGUUUCAUCUAUCCGAGUUGAGAAUUGAGAGUCAACUAGAUUUUCCUAUCUAAAAAGUCAAUUUUAAACAGAUAUAUGAGAGAAUAUAUCAAUAACCUACUUCCCUAGAUAUAUAUAAAAAAACUUAUAUUGUAAAUUAAAAAAAAAGGAUAAAGUCGCAUGUUGCAAUUCAGCGGAAAGAAUUAUAUUGGUGGUAUUCAUUCUACUAUGGAAUUUGAGCAUCAAAUCUUUACCUUUUUUUUAUCAACUUCAAUGUCAUAUUCUACCCUGCUUCUACUUGAUUCGCUGUACAGAAUUCUUUCCAUAUAUAAGGAUUUUUAAUGCGCUGGUACAUAUAUAAAUUAUUAUUUUUAACAAAUAAUUAUUUUCCAAUUCUUUUUUUCCUCUUUUGUUGCCUCUGCAUUCUCUUUUGUCAAUCUAAUUUUUUUUAACUCCAUCUAUUUUUGUCUUUCCAUUCUUAUCCACCAAAAUUACCGACUUCUUACAAAUGAGGUUAUUCGCUUCUAUGAAAUCUAUUGAUAUAUGCUGAACAAAACAUUUAUAGUUUAGAAACGUGAAUGCUUUCAUAAAAAACAGAGAUAGAAGCGCGAAAAUGUCACAUGUUUACCAUCCCUCAAGCUUGUCUUUGUAACAGAGAAAGUCAUAAAAUAGUUUUCUUUUACCUUUUUUAUUGUUGCCGAGUAGUUAGAGCGUAGCCGAGUCUUCGGUUGUAGUAACCUUAAAUCUACAUUUGAAUCCAACUUUAAGCAUUUUUCUUGAGCAAAAGUUUUUCCAACCAUGGUGUGUGGCACUCCCAUGUGACCCGCUUUCAUAUUUCUUUAAUUCUGCAAAAAAAAUUGUACCACCUUUGUUCAACAAUACUAUCGGUCUUUCUUCGUCCAAAUGGUUGUUGAACAUGACGUACUCCCUUCUCAAUUUCUGUAUCAAUCAACAUGCAUCGUCAGAGAUUUAUAAUUUCAAUUCUCGCACACAUGUAAAAUAACUUACUAAAAUAAAUAUACUAACCACUCUGUCUUGACUCAUAUUUGUUUAAAAUUGACUCUUUAGAUAGAACAAUUGAGUUGACUCUCAUUUCUCAGCUCGGCUGGAUGAAACUAAUAAGGCUCAAACACAACAUAGCCCGAUGAAGAUUUAAGGUUACUACAACCGAGGACUCGGCUACGCUCUAACUACUCGGGAUCAAUAAAAAAAAGUAGAAUAAAACAAUUUUAUGUUUUUCUCUGUUACAAAGGCAAGCUUUAGGGAUGGUAAAUAUGUGACAUUUCCACGCUUCUAUCUCUAUUUUUUAUGAAAGCAUUCACGUUUCUAAACUAUAAAUCUUUUGUUCAGCAUAUACCACCAAUAGGUUUCAUAGAAGCGAAUAACCUCAUUUGUGAGAAGUCGGUAAUUUUGGUGGAUAAGAAUAGAAAAGCAAAAAUAGAUGGAGAGUUAAAAAAGAUUGGAUUGACAAAAGAGAAUGGAGACAACAAAAGAGGGAAACAAGAAUUGGGAAGUAACUAUUUGUAAAAAAUAAUAAUUUCUAUGUGUACCAGCACAUUAAAAGUUUUCAUAUAUAGAAAGAAUUUUGUACAGUGAAUCAAGUAGAAGCAUGACAGAGUAUGACACUGGAAUUGAUAAAAAAAGGUAAAAAUUUGAUGUUUAAGUUCCAUAGUAGAACGAAUUCCACCAGUAUGGUUCCUACAGCUGAAUUGCGACAGAUGACUUUUUCUAUUUUUUUUUAAUUUAUAAGUUUCUCCUUAACUAAGAUAUAGGGAAGUGGGUUAUUGAUAUAGUCUCAUAUUUGUUUAAAAUUGACUCUUUAGAUAGAACAAUUGAGUUGACUCUCAUUUCUCAACUCGACUGGAUGAAACUAAUAAGACUCAAACACAACAUAGCCCGAUGAAUGCUGAAAACUAUUAUGAAUUUGUGGAUCCACCACAAAGUUACGUAAAAGGAUCAAUUGAUGAGGCUCAAACAGACCCUAGCCCGAUGGAUGUUGA
This is a messenger RNA of Raphanus sativus (radish), 3357 nucleotides long. RefSeq lists its product as uncharacterized. Gene Ontology annotation, cellular component: dynein complex. The transcript is spliced from 5 exons. The record is from RefSeq and is a predicted model, not a curated record. The coding region runs from base 238 to 630 and encodes 130 amino acids. Gene Ontology annotation, biological process: microtubule-based process. Lineage: Eukaryota; Viridiplantae; Streptophyta; Magnoliopsida; Brassicales; Brassicaceae.